Messenger RNA from Ectocarpus sp. CCAP 1310/34, 1935 nucleotides. The record is from the annotation of a GenBank genome assembly. Lineage: Eukaryota; Phaeophyceae; Ectocarpales; Ectocarpaceae.
CACUCUGCACCACCACCUCUCCCAGCUCUCCACAAGCUCACAGCACCUCCCACCCGGACCAAGCUUGUCUACUCUUCACCUUCAGCGGCAGCCGGAAGUUGCUCAACCAGUCUGCUGCGCGGAGAUACCCUAUCUGCUCUUGCUCAACCAGGUCUACAAGCGUCGCUUACUAAAAAACAUGGUUUCGUCUGUUGCGUUCUUGACCGCACUGGCUGGCGUGCUGGGCAACACGAUCACUAGCACGGAGGCGCUGAGGGUGCUCACACCGGCGGUGGCUGAGAGUGUCGCGUCAGGCAGGCCGUACGUCGUGUCGUGGCAGGGUGCACAGGCGGACGACCGCUUCGAGGUCGAUUUGCACUACUGCGGAUCGUACUCGUUCUGCUUUGGAGAGGCGGAGGACUGCGGUUUCUGGAUAGCGAACGUUUGCAACGAGGCGGAUGACGCCUGCAUGAUCCAAGACGACCAGAGCUCCCAGGUGACCUUCCCAGAGCCGGUCGCCGGACACUCGAACAACGGCUACAGGGUCCGGAUUUCGGAGGUCGGUACGGACAACUUCCGGUGCUCGGAGGACUUCUACCUCGUGGCUUCGGCGGAUGUCCUCGAAUUCGGGGAGCCGGGGGGGCCGACGAUGGAGGUGGUUGCGCCGGAGGCUAACGCACUGGCUGUCGCGGGAGAGACGUACACCGUAGAGUUCGACUACGACAACGGAUUCGGCGAACAGCUCGGGCGGUUCAAGAUCGACCUCUACAAGGCGGAGGGGAACGGCGACUGCGGCAGCUGGGUCACCUCCGUCUGCGACAAGCCGGACAUGGGCUGCCGUGACAGCGAGGGCGACUACGACGUGGUUAUCCCAGCAGACUCGGAGGAAGGAAUGUACAAGAUCCGCGUCGGUCUGUUCGGAGAUGACUCCAUCUAUGCGUGCUCCCCCUCCUUCGAGAUCACAACCACCAAUCCCGGUGUGCUUGCUGCAGGCGGGGGGCUGUGGAUGGACUCCACUUCUUCGUAACAGAUUUUUCUCUUGAUUAGAACGAACAUAAGCUCUGGAGAUUAGAACAAUUAGUACUUCUGGCGGACUGAUGAAGUUUUUCACGCGCGGUGAAAUUCCUACCCACUAAUCAGAGGCUUUCUCUCUGAUCGACGUGGCUGCUAGCGCAAAAAAUGCGACCCGAGGCGUAGGUACACCAAGGGGUCCGGUAUGGCCACACACCUUGGUAACAUGUGUAGUUGAUGUUUCGUCGUCUGUUUUCUACCUGGCUGGUAGUAUAUAAAGUAUAAUAAUAGAUGGUACUUGCACCUUCCUUGGCAGGGCAAGCAACCACUAAAGUAAAGCAUCUUGAUGCUUUGGGUGAUGUUCCGCGCAGUGUUUCGGUGUCAAACGGGCUGCUGCUUUCAUUAAGGUUUUUCUUGGGGUUACGGGUUACCAUGUCAUCUUUACUGGGGCCGUUACUCGGAGUAAGGGAUGUGAGUUGGCUGUUGGCUACGACUACUCGUUCUUUGGAAAAUUGUGUGGCCAUUCGGCCGAUUUCCUCCCAAGUGUUGGUUGUUUUUGUUGUUUUCUUGUUUUUGUUGUUUUCUUCGUUGUUGCGCCGAUAGGGCAGGGCUCUUUUGUGGUCGGUUGGGGUGUGCUUGCUGGCCACUGCUUGGGGGCAACAUGCAUGUUGGGAAUAUUCCGCAUGUUGGGAAUAUUCUAUUUAUUAUAGAACGGGAUUUUUUGUUCCCCUGUUCGUUUUCGUUCACUACAGGCGGAAACUUGUGUAUGUCGAGUCCCGUUAUUUCAAUUCGCGAUUAAAUCAAGGAUUUGUUGUCUGGACUUGACAAGCACAACGAGACCAAGGAACGGAAAUGAAUGGUUGGCGUGAACCAAACCAAUCCGGCCGUUUCCACCAAAUAUAUGCCCUUUUUUGGCUCCAAAACGUCGCGUUUGAGGUGACUUAA